GAUGACAGGAAAUACUUUUAACCUCAAAGAUUGAGCUGCGUAAUCUAAUUUUUAAAUCAUUGAAAAACUAAAUCCUCGAUCAUUGCUUUUUAUUAAGUUUAAUCGGAUGAUAAAGCAAGUUUUUCUCGAGAGGUCCAAAGAGGUUAUCUCAAAGAGGUGGCGUCACACGCGAAUUGGAAUCGAUCCGAGCCACAAAUGGUUCAGAUUCUUGUCCCUUUUAAAAAUAAAUCGGGUAAUUAGGACGUAACUUCAAUUGAAAACAAAAUUAAGAAUCGUAAAAGAUGUUGAAUAUGUUGGUGGCAAAAUUAAGCGAGAGUGUUGGGACUCCCGAACCAGCUUUAAGAAUCUUAAUAUCGUUAUUAUUAGGUUACCCCAUCGCUUUAUACCAUCGGAAACGCCUCUACAACAACGCCCCAACCUCCCAACACCUUUACUUCAUUAUAACCGGAUUUUUAUUGGGCUACUUCAAUUACGGCUUUGAUAUUUGCCAUGCAUUGAUUGCCAUCGUUUUUACUUAUUUAACAUUAACGUUCCUUGGGAGUUCUUCGCUUUGCGUUGGGACUGUUUUUUUGUUUAAUAUGGGUUAUUUAUUAAUUGGGUAUCAUUAUUCUGGUACCAACGAUUACGACAUAAAUUGGACUGUGCCCCAAUGCGUUCUUGUUUUACGAUUAAUUGCGGUUAGUUAUGAUUUAUACGAUGGGAGGCAACCGAUUGAAAAAUUAUCAGGGGAUGCGAAAAAGACCGCUUUGGCGAUUCGACCUAAAUUCUUGGAAUUUUGUGGGCAUCAAUUAUUCCCAACGAGUUUUUUGAUCGGACCGCAAUUUUCAAUGAGGAGAUAUCAAGAUUUUGUUUCGGGACAAUUUGGAGAUCAAGUUGGUUUUUUAUAAACCCUCUGUUAGUCGCGCAUGUAUCGGGCACAUACAUGCAUAAAAUUGCUUGCCCUUCUGUUUGGUGAUGGAUUUUUAGGCAACUGUUCAAUGAAAAAAUUUGCAGUAAACUAAGCUUCAAAAAUCGUAAUUAG
Molecule: messenger RNA, 1021 nt
Organism: Onthophagus taurus
Lineage: Eukaryota; Metazoa; Arthropoda; Insecta; Coleoptera; Scarabaeidae
Source: RefSeq, a predicted model, not a curated record